Molecule: messenger RNA, 1479 nt
Organism: Ramularia collo-cygni
Lineage: Eukaryota; Fungi; Ascomycota; Dothideomycetes; Mycosphaerellales; Mycosphaerellaceae
Exons: 2
Coding region: 1-1479 (492 amino acids)
Source: RefSeq, a predicted model, not a curated record
AUGCAGCGCCUGCCUGACGACAGCACGAAAGUGCUACCAGCGAGCAGCCACGAGCCUUCACCUCGAAUUGUUGCUUCUUCCAUGGAGCCUUCGCCACGUUCUUUACGCUCUUUUCAUCGACCAGCAUCCAUCAAGAUUCAGCAGUCAAACGGACACACAGCCCUCACCACGGCCGAGCUCAGGCAAAGAAUAUGUGAAACGAGAAACGAUACCCAAAUCACCAUCACCCAGGUUCCAAUUGACAGGCGCGAGCCGCUCCCACCAACACCGACUACGCCCUUUUACUUGAACGUCAUGGGCAACAAGCCAUCGAGCAUAGAUGGCAGUCCAACUCCGGAUGUUGGACUGCCGCACGCGGAUUCCCGCAGCGCUAAGGUGGUGUCGCGCAAAAGCUCGUUCAACGUCUUCAAGAGGGUCGACAGUCGAAGCCCUUUGUCGCGUGAAGUGAUGGCCAGCGUCAUGUCGGUGAUUAACCAGAACAAUCAUACUAGGGAGGAGUCGGACCCUGAUCUCAAUGACGAUGUCGACGACGACGAUGUGAAUGAAACCACAACCGCUGGCGCCCGCUCCCUUCUAGACCGGUCAGGAAGCACCGACAUUUGCUUCUCGAGAGCAUCUCAUGUGCACUCUGCAUCUGCGGCCACCAUGAUCCAGGACAGAGCUCGUAGGCCAUUGAGCGCCUCUACGACCGUUCGCGACUUGCGCCAAAUGGAGCACCACCGGAACGGCACGAAUGAUUAUAGCCAUGACGGAAGCGACGGGCGGUCAAAGCCAUCUUUGCAUAAUGCAGGCYUAUCUCCCACUCUGCCUUCCCCAUCACCCUUGCCAGAGGAUAGUCCACACAAGUACGGCUUGAGAGACAAAAUGGACACCCCGGAAUUGCCUGCGAAGCCAAUUACCAUACCGAAAGCGAGGCGCAAGAGCAGCGGCCUUGAAAUAUUCAAUGAAGCAAAGAGCCUGCAAUCCGCAGCAUCCUUCCUCAACGGUCUGAGCACUUCCCGUCGCCGCGCAGAAUCGGCAGCGGAUACAUCAACAUCCUCCUGGGUAGCGUUGAAUGCUCCGUCGAGGCCUUCGUCAACAAUGCCAUCCUCGAGACAUCCCUCUUCCGGUUUUCAAGAAGUCGAGGGACGUCGAAAUGGCCACAACUUCAAGUCGUCAGGAUUUGCAUACUCAYGCCCACUCAACAUGAACCAGUUGAAAUGUUUUCGUGGCCACGGUCGCAUGCUUCUCAGCAGGAAUAAACAUGCACCGGUUGAGUGCGCGGUCUGCCACAUCGACGAUGAAGGAGAGCAUUUUAGCUGCAGCUGGUGUGMACUCCGAAUGUGCAAGUACUGCCGCAAAGAUUUUGCAAACCGCGGCAUGAGCGCGCUGCGUGAGAGGAUAAAGACUGCCGAGCUUGGGUCGAGCUCUGAAAACAGUUCUAGCGAGAGUCUUGCUCAGGGACUUUCACGCCGGAGUUAUUCUCGGAUUGCGUAUUGA